CCGUUUUCUUCGAAUACAUGUUCGCUAUCUUGAAUUCCUUGCAAGGUUUCUUCAUAUUUCUAUUUUACUGUGUAAACAGCUCCGAGGUACGUGCACAGUUGGCACGCAAGAAGCAAACGAUUGAGCUAACGCAUGGUAUCAGUCUCAGCAGUGGUCCUAGGUACUCGUCUAAUCAGGUUCGACCAAACACGACUAGCGAAGAAAUAAGCAAUUCGAAUAUUGCCAGCAGGUCUUCAAUACGGAUAUCCUUGGAUACAGGAAUACAGGAAGAAGCUGAAAGCUCUGAUGGUAACUUGAUGUAGACUUACUAUAACUGGUAUAGCCAAAAUAUUAUUGACGGCUUCCGGUAAAAAUAGUGUGUGUAGUACGGCUUUAUAUAGUCGAAUGAUAAAUCUUUCUUAUAUAUGUAGGUAGCGC
This is a messenger RNA of Saccoglossus kowalevskii, 417 nucleotides long. RefSeq lists its product as uncharacterized. Gene Ontology annotation, biological process: G protein-coupled receptor signaling pathway; cell surface receptor signaling pathway. The record is from RefSeq and is a predicted model, not a curated record. Gene Ontology annotation, molecular function: G protein-coupled receptor activity; calcium ion binding. Gene Ontology annotation, cellular component: plasma membrane. Lineage: Eukaryota; Metazoa; Hemichordata; Enteropneusta; Harrimaniidae.